Sipha flava (yellow sugarcane aphid) is the source of this 1044-nucleotide messenger RNA. RefSeq names its product protein obstructor-E-like. The coding region runs from base 90 to 848 and encodes 252 amino acids. Gene Ontology annotation, cellular component: extracellular region. Gene Ontology annotation, molecular function: chitin binding. The transcript is spliced from 7 exons. NCBI's taxonomy places the organism in Eukaryota, Metazoa, Arthropoda, Insecta, Hemiptera, Aphididae. The record is from RefSeq and is a predicted model, not a curated record.
GACGAUCGCAAUAAUAAUCCCGAGGAGCGCAGCCGCAGUGCGUUUUUGUCGCCCGAACCGAUAUUUCGAAUCACUCUGCGGCAGUUAUUAUGUUUCGCGUAAUCGUCGCCAUCACGGCGAUUGCGGCCACUUCGGUCACAUGUGCAGGCGGCGUGACGCACCGGACGACGGUCAGGAGGCAGCGGCAGUUCUUGGCCGACGGAUACGAUCGGGAGGCGGCCACUAGUAGUAGCGUUUGUCCGGAAAGGAAUGGACGGUACCCAUUAGGCAACCAAUGCGACAAAUAUUUACAAUGCGAAAACGGCGUACCAGCAGAAAAAUUAUGCCCAGACGGGCUAUUCUUCAACUCAAAGUCAUCGAUAUUUUCUUACCCGUGUCAAUAUCCUCCAGAAGUGGAUUGCGAGGGAAGAACCCAACUACAACCACCACAGCCUACUAGUGACUGUCCGAGACAGUUCGGUUAUUUUCGGCUCGGUGAUGAGACCAAAUGCGGCCAGUUCCUGAACUGCGUGAACGGCAUUGGAUACAAAUUCGACUGCCCAGAAGGAUUGGCGUUCAACGAGCUAACGUUUAGGUGCGAUUGGGCCGACCAAGUAGACACGUGCGACGCGGAAGCAUUUUUAGGGUUUAGGUGUCCUCCUGAAGAUAUCAAUUCGUUGGAUGGUCACAAACUCUAUCCUAAUGCUGUGGAUUGCCAAAAAUUUUAUCUAUGUGUUAGUGGUAGACCUAGGCUAUACAACUGUGGAACUGGAUUAGGAUUCAACGAACUCAUCGGUGCUUGUGACAUCAGAGAAAAUGUAACAUCAUGUUACUCAAGGACACCGGACAAUUUCCUCCGACUUGGUUAAUGAACGGUAUUAUAAAAGUGUGUAUCGGCUACUAUCAGUAUUAAUGGAAGUUACCUUUUAUAUUUCGACGUGUACACUGUAUUAUGGAACAAACGUGCACUUGGUAUGGCCACCAAGAAUGUGUAAUAAUCUGUAAUGUUAUUUAUUCUUGAUUACCAUUUGUUUUACUUUUGUAAUUACAUUUUUAUUAUAAAUA